ACGUUCAAUGAUCUUUUAAUUUAUAAAGAACUUGUUCAAUGUUAUACUAUAUAUAUGAUCCUCUCCUUCCCUCUAAUAAACCACAAGCAUAAUAUUGCAAGAGAGAUAUUCAUCAUCAUAGAGUAAAAGCCUAGAUUGAAAAGAAAGCAAGCAAAGAUGUCUGAUCAAUGCGAAGGUAAGGAUUCAUGGCCUGAACUGUUGGGAGCUCAGGGAACAGUUGCAAAGGCAACAAUUGAGAGCGAAAACGCUUCGGUCAAAGCAGUGAUAGUGCUAGAAGGAACAAGUGUCACUGACGAUUUCCGGCUUGAUAGGGUUCGUGUUUGGGUCAAUACAGAAGGGAUUGUCACCAGUGUCCCUAAAAUUGGGUAAAUGAUGGAUUGAUCGUCCAUAACCAUGGCUACUAGCUAGUCUCUUUCAAACCUGUGAUGAAAAUCAUAUGAAAUAAUCCUGAAAUAAUGACUUGUAUUUCCAAAUUGUAUUAAUCAGAUGGUUGUUUGUUUUCCUUUCAGUGUAAUCUCAAUCAAUCUGUAUAAAGAAAUUAAAAUGUUUAUUUUCACGAGCAAGAAAUCGAUAAAGCAAGUUUAUUUUCUCAAUC
Messenger RNA from Fragaria vesca subsp. vesca, 595 nucleotides. Its product is annotated as inhibitor of trypsin and hageman factor-like. Bases 157 to 369 code for a protein of 70 amino acids. The record is from RefSeq and is a predicted model, not a curated record. Gene Ontology annotation, biological process: response to wounding. The transcript has 2 exons. Gene Ontology annotation, molecular function: serine-type endopeptidase inhibitor activity. Lineage: Eukaryota; Viridiplantae; Streptophyta; Magnoliopsida; Rosales; Rosaceae.